Molecule: messenger RNA, 2131 nt
Organism: Biomphalaria glabrata
Lineage: Eukaryota; Metazoa; Mollusca; Gastropoda; Planorbidae
Product: TATA box-binding protein-associated factor RNA polymerase I subunit B-like
Exons: 16
Coding region: 107-2059 (650 amino acids)
Biological process (GO): RNA polymerase I preinitiation complex assembly; nucleolar large rRNA transcription by RNA polymerase I
Cellular component (GO): RNA polymerase I core factor complex; RNA polymerase transcription factor SL1 complex
Molecular function (GO): RNA polymerase I core promoter sequence-specific DNA binding
Source: RefSeq, a predicted model, not a curated record
CUAGACUAGAAUCUUGUCUAUAUAGAUAGACUCUAGUAUAAUCUAUAUAGAUCUAGUACUAUAGAGCUAGAUCAGUACUGACAGUAGUAAUUUUAAACUUUAAAAAAUGCCUUUUGAUUGUCACGUCUGUGGCAAUAAAGAUUACGAUGAACAGGAUGGGCUGUACUUUUGUACAGAAUGUGGAACCCAGUCGCAGGACCUCCAUGUUCAAGAAGUUGAUUUCUGUGCUGAUGUUAAUGCUAUUCACCAAGUAAAAUCAUCACAAAAUGAUGGCGCCACAAGAGGAACAUAUAGACCUAAAGUAGAUUUGGGAAGGCCUUGGACUAUAUAUGAAGCAUAUCAAAUAAUUAUUAUUGCUCAAGCUGAGGCUCUAGUUGGUUUAGGGGCCAAAGAAGAAUUAAAGGAUAUUAUUUUUACCAUUUGGGCUAAUUAUUUGUCUCUACUUGGCGUGGCCUUUUGUGAUGAUGAAAGGAUUGUGCCAGAUGUUGUUGAGAAAUUCAGAGUAGGAAGAGCAAGCUGCAAAUCGGAUAUUACUCAUUUCCAACUACCAGUAUCAGAUAUAAACAGCUUUUUUUUUUUCUUCACAAGAGAACUACGCCGAGGCUCAUUUGACACUCCUCUUAACAAAAAAAUGAAAAAGACUACAAUAUUAGAAAAGGACAGUACAAAAGAGAAUAGCUUAUUUGAUGAGAUCCUAGAGAGUGAAGAAAAUACUGAUGAUUCUUUUAUUAAGAAGUUUGAUAGCAGUGAUGAAGGAGAAUCAAAAAACAAAUCACAGAAAAAGUUCUAUAGAAAGCGCUACGAAAAGGCUAAACUAUCACCAGAAUGGAUGAACUUAGAGAAAACCAUUGCAAUUUGUUUUAUAGGUGUCUUGCAUACGAAUCCAGAAAUUCUUCUCCAUGAUAUUGUAAGGUGGAUAUAUGAAAGCAAAAUUCCUUUUCUAUCUACAUCUCAUCUCCUCCCAUCCAACAUGGUUCUGUCUGGAGGUGACCAGUCUCUUUUUAAAGUGGGAAAGUUUGAUACAAAGGUUCUACUGAAAGAGGUCAACAAACUCUGUACAUAUUUAGUAUUGAAAAGUCUACCAGCUCCAGAUAUUAAAGAGCUAAUUAUGCGCUUUGUGAAGGAACUAUAUCUCCCAAAUGAAGUGAUGCACAUAAGCUGUAAUUUAGCUGACAGAAUACCUUAUCUAUCAAGUGCUAAGACACAUUACAUUCGACAUGAUCACCAGGCCAUGGCUUAUAUCAUUCUUGGUCUGAGGCUUGUGUUUGGAAUUGAUGAUUCAACAGAGUACUUGUUAUCAGAAUACUCUUCAAAACUUCAAGAAUGUUUACACCCAGACACCACGAGGCUGUUUAUCUGGACGGAUUGGAAAAAAUUACAUAUUUAUAAAAGUUCUGAGGUCUUUGAUCUGUACAAAGAAUUAACUUGUGAUGUAAGCAGUGCUAAAAUGAAUCAUCUUGAUUCUCUGGUGUCAUCUUAUACUAAUCUUGGAUUUGACAAGAAAAAACUUACAACCUUUGCAACUUUAAAUAUACAUCAGCGUCCAGUUCGUUGUUUUGAAAAAGAAUUUAGAGAAAGCCUGAGAAAACCUUUAGAUGCAGCAUUAGAAAGAUUUGAAAAUUUUAAUCAAAAAAUAAUUGAUAAAUCUGAUGGUGCAGAACAACUUUGUAGAUUAAAGGGAGAAAACUUCAUUAAUUCAUCACUAUGUCAUAUAGUAAAUGUAGAUCUAUUUAAAAAACAGACCACAGAUAGGAUUCAGACCACUGAAGCUGAGAUGCAAUUAAUAAUUUCAAAAUAUCUACCCCCCAAGUCUGAAGUUAGUCAGUAUAAAUAUCUUUCAUCAGGGGAUGACCUGAUUCAGCAUCGACAUCAAAAUUACUUAUGGCUAUUGCAGAUGGCCAGUCAAAGUAUCUGCUGCAAAUUGAUAGAAUUAGACAGACUUGUUGUCAGAUUCACUGAUUACUUGAUUGCUGCUUCCAGUAAUAUGGAUAUGUCUAAUACUGUAUGUACCACCUGGGGAACCAAAGUAGUUACUAAAAGAAAGAAAAAAUUGUUUUGACAUUUAAUUAAGAUAUAUAUUAAGUUUCCUAUUUAUUGUCUUAAAAUACCAAUAAAAAUGUUUCAUAAAUGA